Molecule: messenger RNA, 7190 nt
Organism: Diabrotica virgifera virgifera (western corn rootworm)
Lineage: Eukaryota; Metazoa; Arthropoda; Insecta; Coleoptera; Chrysomelidae
Product: protein phosphatase inhibitor 2-like
Exons: 3
Coding region: 79-573 (164 amino acids)
Biological process (GO): regulation of signal transduction
Molecular function (GO): protein phosphatase inhibitor activity
Source: RefSeq, a predicted model, not a curated record
AUUUGACAUUGGGUUUGAUGGCUGAGUUUGAGACUCUCCCCAGUCUCCCCUGACACCCUUUUUAAUUUUGUUGUUAGAAUGGCAGAAAAUCUAAAAAGACGACCCAGGAAAGGGAUUUUAAAAAAUUCUAGUAGUUUCGACAAACAAGAUCCGCAGUUUAAUGCAAAAAAACAAAAGGAAACGAAAUGGGAUGAAAUGAAUAUAAUAGCUACGCUCCACCCUGCAGACAAGGAUUAUGGGCACAUGAAAAUUCAAGAGCCCAAAACACCCUUCAAUUAUAUGGAACAGGAUAAUAUAGAAGAACUAGAUGCCAGUGAAUUAGCUGAAAGGAUAAGGAUAGCAACUGAGCAGCCCCCCAAGGUGAUGCAACAAGACGAUUCUGAUGAUGAUUCAGAAGAGGAAUUAACAGACGAUCAGAAAAAGAAAAAGAAAGACUUUGAAUUGAAAAGAAAAAAGCACUAUAACGAGUUCCAUGCACUUCAACUGGCAAAAAAGUUAAUGGAAGAGGAGGAAGAUGACGAAGAUGAAGGAACGCAUCAUAAUAGCUCUGAUAAUCAACCUUCUUCAUCGUAAUAAGUAAUAAAUUAUUAUUACUAAAAUUUUAGUAGUAGGUUUUCCAUAUGUUGUGAUUAUAAUACAGAUUUAGAGAUGACUGCAGUAUAAAAAGUGAAUUCAGAGAUCAAAUUGUUUUAAUCCUAUGUUGGCAUUUACAAAUAUAAAUGUAACAACAUAUUUAUGAUCAAAAAUUAACAAAUUUCCAAAUAUUUAAAUAGUGAGCAGAUAAUUCUUUAUUUAUUCUUUAUACAAUCUUAGAUUUUUGUUUCUAUAUGGUAUCAUUUGUUUAUUUUAAAACUAUGGUCGAUGUGUUUACAUUUUUAAAGUAGAGUUCAGCAGAACCCACAUUAUCCAUGCUCCACGGGAUCGGGCGUGGCACAGAUAAUUGAACAGCAUGGAAAAAUCGAACAUUUAUUUCUUAUAUGUUAUACAUAUGUAUACACAUACGUAUCUACUUACUAUAAAAAGGUGAAGAAAAAAUAAAUCUUUUAAGUUUAAACUAACUCAUAGUACAAUCUUCUGUGCAAGUUCAACAUAUCAACUUUUUUUCAUCUUGACUCUCAUUUUCGGAGUUAGUUUGAAAGGUUCUUUUAUUUUCAAGUGUUCGUGAAAAAUCUCUGCUUGCUUAGCACACAUUUGCCUAGAGAUUGUUACACCCUCCGAUCUUAUCUGCAGAAACCACUUGGUUGGAAUGUGCUUCAUCGAGUUGUUGAAAAGUCGAUCCUUUUGUAUUGUUUGCUUGACAACUUCACAUAUUCGUGAUAAUUAUUAAGACACUUUCACCUUUCCACUUGUUUAUAAUCUCUAAUGUUUGUUCAAUUAUUGUCAAAGCAUUUUUCCUGCGUUUAGCAGAGUAGCAACUGUUCUCUAGCGCGUAACUAAAUAUUAGAUAUUCAGAUGGCAGCAGAUGUCAAGCGAAUGAUUUCCAGGGAUCCCCUAGCACUGUAGCUGUCAAUAUUGCAUUAUGUGCAUCUCUGACGUCAUAUAGAGUUUCCGUCGAGGGAUUUACGGUAACUUUUAUUUCAAUACUAGGGCAGUCUGAUAAGUACUUAGCCUUCAAAAUAGGCCUUCUCAAAUCUGGAGAAUACGUGGUAUGGAACAGCAGUUUGUAGCCCAAUUUGCCUAUGAAAAUGACGGAGGUGUGAGUCGGAGCGAUGUCAUGGUGGAAGAGUAUUUGUUCUUCCCCAACUGGGGCUGUUUUUUCUGAAAUUCGGCAUCGAAUCGAGCCAAUAAUGCGGCAUGGUAAAAUCGUCUUAUGAUCGUUUUGCCCUUUUCCAGAAAGUGGAUAUAGAUCACACCUUGUGAAUCCCAGAAAAUAGUAGCAAUCACCUCUCCGGUCAAUUGGACAGUCUUUGCCACGUUCGCGGAGUGACGUCCACUGUAUCGACUAUUCCAUGGUCUCUGGUGUAUACCAGUGGAACCAUGUUUCGCCAACGGUUAUGAAACAACCUAGAAACUCAUUUGGAUUACACUUAAACAGCAUCAGACACUGCUCUGGAAUGGUCUCAUGGUUGCGUUUAUUGUCCGGAGUUAGAAAAUGCGGCAGCCAUCGCGUCGACAGCUGUUUUAUGCCUAAAAUUUCAUGCAUGAUAUGAUCAACGACAUCUUUUAAGGUGACUACUGUCUCAGCUAUCUCACGCACCUUCAGUCGGCGGUCUACCAAUACGAGAUCGUGGAUUUUUUUCAUGUUAUCCUUAGUGGUAGCCGUUUUCGGGGCCCCUGGGAGUGACUUAUCAAAAACCGACGUGCCACCACAUUGAAACUCGUUAAACCAAUUUUUGACAAUUUUAAUCGAAGAAGAAGAGUCGCCGUUUACAUCAUUUAAGCGCUUUUGAUUUACAACUACGAGUGCGAUUUGGCUGAUAUUUUGGCAUAGGCCGUCUACAAGAAUGUAUUACACAAUUGUAAAUUUCUCUUGCGACAGUGGCGCCAUCGAACGGAGAGGCUAAGUACUUAUCGGACCACCCACGUGCAACCUCAAUUGGAGUAAUGCAAAAUCAUAGCAUGGAUAAUCAUAGGCGUAACUAGGGGCGGUUUUGGGGGUUAUAACCCACCCCCAUUUGGAUGUAUUUUUAAGUCUAUACGUUUAACACCAUUACUAUUCCAUACCCCCCAGAAACCAUCAAGUAGUUGUAACCCCCCCCCCUUAGGAUCAUCCUGGUUACACCUCUGUGGAUAAUACGCAACCCGGAUAAUCCGCGCACGGAUAAUCGCGGUUCUACUGUAUUCGUAAUUUCAAAAUUUUACACUUCUUAGGUUAACCAAUUAAUGCAGUUUUUUUUUUUUCAAAAAGACCGGCCAAAAAAAAUCAAUUUGUUUUUAAUGAAAAAAGUGAUCCUAGUGCGCAGAUCAGCCCAACGAGUACCUGCGUUUAUCCGAUUACUGAAAUGAUCGUCACGAAACUGUCAUUGGACGAUAACACUUUUUAUUGGAACAAUCGGAAGGACGAUGGGAUCAACGAUCAUCUUUUUGUUGGAACGUAGGUAUUUUGUUUACUGCGCAGGAGCAUGAUCGUUACAUGACUGUUUUUGCCGGUGCGGCGAAAAAAUAAUGCCGGUUUGCUCUAUAAACAUAUGUCCGCAAAUGCUUCGUUUCCGAGAUACGGGUGUUGAAAUUUUUAUUUCAAACUGCCAAUUUAUUUCUUGCUUUAAGACCAGUUGGGCUAUGAAAAUGAAAUUUGGUGAGUUUUAGGAUGUAGUUAUUGCGCAUUCUUUUGACAUACAACUAAGAAUUUUGUAUUCAUACAGAAGUAAAAACUUCAAGUUGUAUACUGGUAUAAAAUGGUUUAUUAAAAAACUUCAUAAAAAGUCGUGCAAAACGUUUUCGUUCUAAUUCAGAACAUCUUCAGUGCAAUCUGCUAAGUAGUUGAAACUAGCACACUAAUUAAAGUGGUAACAUCAUAAUAUAUGGUUUACAUGAUAGAUUUAAAGAAAAUAUGGUGAAUACCAGUCGAUGUUAAAGGAUUAAAUUAGUACAUGCUUAAAGGGCAACAUGCUUCCCUGCUCGAAAAACUAGGUACUUGCCAGUUCAAUGAGCACAGACCAUGCACCAUUUUUGAUAAAAAACCUUUCUUGCCUUUUUUUCAUAUGGUGCACCGUUUUAAUGCAGAAAAAUAAAACAUCUUGACGCGUAUUUUUCAUUUCCUAAUAUAUUAUCAAGAACUAUUCAAUAUAAUAAUACUAAACUAGAACAAUAACAGAAAAUAUUACUAAUAAGAUUUUAACUAGGUGCAAAGCUGCAAGAAAUGUUUAAAAUGAUCUCCUUUACAGGUAACAUAAGAAUUUUAUAUUCAUCAUUGGCGCGCGUACGGGCAAUGGUCUGAAUUUCUUUUAAGAAAAAAAUAGUAAGCCACUGAGAUAUGUCAAAUUAAAAAUCAUUUUUGAAUUGCUGGUUCAAUUUACGACAGAAAAUAUUUUUGCAUUUUUUUUCAUACGAGGCGCCGUUUUUAUAGAAAAAAAAAUAAAAUAUCUUAACGCUUACACAGUAUUUGAGGUAGUGUCCAUAUGCCAACUUAGCUCAAAUACUUUGUAAACGCUAAAAUGCUUUAUUUUUUUUUUAUAUAAAAACGGCGCCGCAUAUGAAAAAAAGGCAAGAAAGAUUUUCUGUCGUAAAUUGAACCAGCAAUUCAAAAAUGAUUUUUAAUUUGACAUAUCUCAGUGGCUUACUAUUUUUUCUUAAAAUAAAUUCAGACCAUUGCCCGUACGCGCGCCAAUGAUGAAUAUAAAAUUCUUCUGUAACCUCUAAAGGAGGUCAUUUUUAACAUUUGUUGUAGCUCUGUACCUAGUUAAAAUCUUAUUAGUAAUAUUUUGUGUUAUUAUUCCAGUUUAGUAUUAUUAUAUUGGAUAUUUCUUGAUAAUUUAUUAAAAAGUGAAAAAUACGCGUCAAGAUGUUUUAUUUCUCUGCAUAAAAACGUUGCACCAUAUGAAAAAAAGGCAAGAAAGGUUUUUUAUCGUAAAUUAGACGUGGAAUUAAAAAUAAGUUUUAAUUCGAAAUAUCUCAGUGGCGUACGAUUUUGUCUUUAAAAAAAUUCAGACCAUUACCCGUAGGCGCGCCAAUGAUGAAUACAAAAUUCUUAAUUGUAUGUCAAAAAUGCACAAUAACUACCCCUUAAAACACACCAAAUUUCAUUUUCAUAGCUUAACCGGUCUUAGAGCAAUAAAUAAUUAGUCCUUAAAGUUUUUCAUACUUAUUUACUAACACCAUGUAUAUUGAAAAAUGAACGAAUCAGAAUAUGAAUAUGCACAUUUGUCGGAAAGCGGCUCACAAGGAAGAGAUUAGUCGUAAGUGAUAGGUAGAAAAAGGAUAUAUUUUUUUUGAUUUCACAUUGUUAUUUUCAAUUCUCGAUUGCAUUCGAGUGUGAAAAAUUAUAGCAACAUAAAAUACAACGCUGCUCGAAUUAUCUCGAGUGUGCACAGUUUAGACCGUUUAGCGUGCUCGAGUUAACUCGAGUGUGUACGUUAAGGGGUUAAACAUCUAUAGAUGUUGCAUUAUACAUUGAGUUCAAUGUUGUUUUUAAUUAUAUAGGAACCGUGUCAAACAUUUUAUUACCGUUUUCACCUUGUACUGUGAAAACUUACCACUAUUGUAGCUACUUUCCAUUUGAAACAAAAUUGUGAUUUUUUCUAAAUAUUUAUUCAUGAUUUUUUUUGCAAAGAUAACUAAUAUGAUGUUAAAGGUACAUUCUCUUGUUUGAUCGGAAUCACUUGGCUAUAACCUUUUUUUCUUUGAAUUGACUAGAAUUUGAAGCACUGUUUGGUCUGUGAAUUCACUGUCAAGAAUAAAUCAAAAAAUGUGUUAUUUUAUUUUUAUUUAUUGACUAUUUAAUAGCUACUAGGAAUUGCCUUUUGUUAUUAAUUCAAACUUUUCCCAAAAUAGGUUUGUCAAUCAGGCGAAACUCAAAGAGAGUUUAUGAUUCUUAUUUUUUAUAAUUUUAUGUUGCUGUGUCUAAUUAUCUGCUUCAUUAAUACCUUUGAUCAUUAAGCUUAUUUUCAUUGAGAUCAUCUUAUUGGCUACUUUAUAGUCUAAGAUGCGAUAUAAGGUCGAUUUGCACCGAUCUGUUUAAUGGAUAAAAAUUAUUAAAUAUGUAAUUUAGCAUGUUAACAAUUACAAAAAACAAGGGUUGCCCGAUCUAAUCUUGUUCUAACUAUAAUUAUUUCGACCCUGGCAGAUAUUAUUUCAGAUUUUUUAGGUCAUUCUAAACAAAAAAGGUAUUUUGUAAUUUUUCUUUAAAGUUGAUCGUUUUCUAGUUAUAAACAAUUUAAAACUGAAAAAAGAACGAAAGGUGACGAUUUUCAAGGCUCAAAAACAUAAGUAUAAAAUAUCGUUUUUGAAAUUACGAAGUACCUAAAUUCAAGUUCAAACCUUAUUCUAUCAGUUCUUGAUAAGUCUUUUGGAUCUAUUUCAUUCUGAAACAUUGUUUUUUAGUUGUUAAUGCCCGUCUCUCCAUAAGGAACCUUCCCUCAUUAGCAAUUAAAAAAAUAUGUUUUAGAAUAAAACAUGGCUAAAAUUCUUAUAGAGACCUGAUAGAAAAAGGUUUGAACUUGUGAUUACAAAAAUAAUAUUUUUUACUUGUGUUUUUGAGCCCUGAAAAUUGUCAUCUUUCGUUGUUUUUUCAGUUUUAAAUUGUUUAUAACUCGAAAACGAUCAAAUUUAGAGAAAAAUUACAAAAGACCUUUUUUGUUUAGAAUGACCCAAAAAAUAUGAUACAAUAUCUGCCCGGGUGGAUUUUUUUUAUUCAUAAAAAAUGUCAUUUUUUAAUUAUUAAUUAAUAAUAGUUAGAACAAGAUUAGAUCGGGCAACCCUUGUUUUUUUAAUUGUUAACAUGGUAAAUUACAUAUCCAAUAAUUUUUAUUCAUUAAACAGAUCGCUGCAAAUCGACCUUAUAUCGACUAUUAGUAAACCAUUAAAACAUCAGAAAAAUCUUUUAAAUCUAAUAACAUGGUAAAUGCAUACUUUUACAUUCUACAUUAUUGUAUUACUUACAUAGCUAUUUUGGGAUCUGUAACCAAAUCUGAUCGCGUAUAUUGUCUUGGUCUAAUCUAAAAUAUCUCAACUUACUCUGCAGAUAUUCCCAUUCCCAUCAUACUACAAACUUAUGUAGGACCGCCUAAUUUGAAAUAGUAGGACACGUAGAGAUGGGUUCAGAUAUUUCUGAAUAGUAUCAAGUUAUUGAAAACAAAACAUGUCUAUCGUAUAUACCUGUUACUCUAUUUUAUCUAUUUAAAGAUAAAAGAAGAGACUAAAAUUGAAAUAUUUUACUGAGUGAUUUUAUUUUUUCUGUAUACAAGAAAAGACCAAAUCAAAAUCUUUAUUGUCUAUAUUUUUCGUAACAAUAAAUUUGUAUAUUUUGAUUAGAAUUUAUUUAGAACUGAAGAUAUCUAUUUAAAAAUCUAAUUAGUACAUUACUAUGUACAUCAUAUGCGUUGUUAACAAGUCGUGUUAGAUAUUAAAGAUAUAUUGGAAGUAGAUAAUAUGAUUAGUACAUAUUAAAAUUAAAGGUAGUAGAUGUUUUUAACAGAGUAGCCUGAGAAAACACAGUGGUAAGAAUGAUAAUUUGUUGUUUAUGUUGUGCAUGAUGUAAAGCUUUUUUAUAUAGGACAACAGUGAUAUUAAAGUAAAAAUAAGUUCCUGCUGAA